UGAAAGAGCUGAAAAUACAGGUAAGGACUUGCUGCAAGAAAUGUGUCUUCUGGAAUAAAAAACCCAUGAGGUUAAUAGUCAGGAGACCGCAGCUGGGAGGAGAUGGAGGGAAGAGUUUGAGUCCCCAGCGGCGGCAAUGUGUGUCUGUGUGCUUGAGUGUCUGUGUGCAUGUGUGUGUGUGUGUCUGUGUGUGUGUGUGCGCUGCACGCGGUCUUUUUGUGCAGCUCAGCAGUAUGUUUUUUCCUCCGCACAAAACCAGCGUGUCUCAUUGUGUUGGCACAGAUCACGCAUGCAUUUUCAGUUGCUCCCUUUGACCAGAACUUGUCCAUCAAUGGGAAGAUCCUGAGCGACGACACAGCGACGCUCGGCAGCCUGGGCGUCAUCCCCGAGUCCGUCAUCCUGCUCAAGGCUGAUGAGCCAAUUGCGGAUUAUGAGGCGAUGGACGAUGUGAUGCAAGUUUGUACGCCUGAAGAAGGAUUUAAAGGGACUGGCUUACUUGGACACUGAUGGCUUUACAAGCACUGGCAGACCAGAAGAGAAGAGGAUUUGACAUGGUAGGGCAUUUAGAGAGAAGGUGGAUACGGGACUGAACUCUUGACUCUUCCAGAAGGCAGAAUCCCAUUCUGAAAUGACUGCCCCCAAAAUGCCUUAUGUCAAAGCAGAUUGCACUGAAGGACAUCCUGACUUCAAGAGAACGUUCCCCAUUUUAUAUUUAAUAAAGCAACAGUAGGGUUGGAAAGUGUAGCAGCAGAGGCAGCGUGUGCCAGGUUCAGGCAGAUGUUUGCAGGGGAGGCGGGGGCCUCGUCUGUCCCAGAGGAGUUGUGAUGCGGUCGAUCAAAACCAGCUCCAUCCAUUCUCCGGUAACUCUUGAGGCAUAACCUGCUUC
Molecule: messenger RNA, 886 nt
Organism: Lagopus muta (rock ptarmigan)
Lineage: Eukaryota; Metazoa; Chordata; Aves; Galliformes; Phasianidae
Product: ubiquitin carboxyl-terminal hydrolase 48-like
Exons: 4
Coding region: 169-507 (112 amino acids)
Biological process (GO): protein deubiquitination
Molecular function (GO): cysteine-type deubiquitinase activity; cysteine-type endopeptidase activity; protein binding
Source: RefSeq, a predicted model, not a curated record